Gryllus bimaculatus (two-spotted cricket) is the source of this 621-nucleotide messenger RNA. Lineage: Eukaryota; Metazoa; Arthropoda; Insecta; Orthoptera; Gryllidae. The record is from the annotation of a GenBank genome assembly.
AUGUCUCAAAAUUCUAAUGAAGCCAACAUUGUGGAGCCCGUUCUUGUGUGCCCUUACAAUCCGUCGCAUCAAAUACUCAGAAGCCGAAUGCAGUAUCAUUUGGUAAAAUGCCAGAAAAAUCAUCCCUCAACAGAAAAGGUAAUAUGUCCAUUCAACGCUACUCAUCGGAUUCCUCGGCCUGAAUUGCAGUAUCACAUCGCUACUUGCCCAGAAAGGCGUAUUGUCGAGGAACAAAAAUAUGUGACACAAGAUGAAUCUGUGGAUUCAGUGGAUGGCAAUAAACCUGGUUUAGUACCGUAUUACAUGCCCCGUGUACCACCAUGUGAAGAGAAUUGGGACGACUUUCAUGGAAAAGGGUAUGACCCUGCUACUUUGACAAUUAAAAAACCGAUUCUUCGAAAUUUACCAGGAGCUACAAAAUCUGAAAGAAAAAAGUUUCGUCUCAUGGAAAGGAGGCGUGUGCAAAUGUUGAGUUCUGGAGAAAUAGUCGAGGAUGAACAAUCUGACCAAUCUAUUAUCAGCAGCGAGAAUAUUCGCCGCCCAAAAUGGGAUUCUGCGAUGGCACAGACUUUGCGUCUCGGAAUGGGGCGAGGAACUAUUUCUGCGGAUUGUCGCCGUUAA